AGUGAUGCCGUAGCGUCGCGUUACGUGCGACAGAGCAAGCAAACCUAUCGCAAAGUUUCGCUAUUGUACAGCAGAUGAGUGCGCGUGGACUUUAGGACAGUCCAGUACGUCAGGACACCUCAGCCUGUCCUUCUGACUACACUACUUUGCUGGUAUCCUGAGUUAAGCUUUGUUUUGGGGACAGUGUUCGUCGUCAGUCAAACACGGAGGACUUUUCGUCGUGUCCGCGGAAAGGUUUAGUGGAUUUACCGUGUGUCCAAGGAAACGGAAGAUUACAAGCUGAUGCUGUUGAGGUGAUUCCUGAAGUACAUCUCUCUUACACGGCUCCAACUCUACAUGUGCCGGGAGCAGCGCGGAUUUAGCGGCCUGCUGUGCUGACGGACUUGGUGACAUUAGGAAUUCCUGCCUUGGUUCUCCUAUAGUGUGUCUGAUGGAUCUCAGGCUUGCCUCAUUGACGCUCGGUACACUAAUGGUUCUCCUGACCUCUGGGCCACAGCCAUCCAUUGGACAGAAGGUUUACACCAACACAUGGGCCGUCCAUAUUGAGGGGGGAGAGGAGGAAGCUGACCGGAUUGCUAGAAAGCAUAGCUUUGUGAACCAUGGGAAUGUAUUUGGAGAUUAUUAUCACUUCAGGCACCGCACGGUGGUGAAGAGGUCUUUAUCAGAGCACAGAGGCACACACAUUCGUCUGCACACAGAACCCCAGGUAAUGUGGGCGGAACAGCAGGUGGUGAAACGAAGAAAGAAGAGGGAUGUUUACUAUGAGCCCACCGAUCCCAAGUUUGCACAGCAGUGGUACUUGUACAACCAAGACCAUCUUGACCUCAACGUGAAAAAUGCCUGGAAGCAGGGUGUCACUGGACAAGGAGUCGUCGUGUCCAUAUUGGAUGAUGGCAUUGAAAAAAACCACCCAGAUCUGGUUCAGAACUAUGAUCCAGAUGCUAGCUACGAUGUUAACGAUGGCGACCCAGACCCUCAACCUCGAUACACUCAACUCAACGAUAACAGGCACGGGACGCGUUGUGCUGGAGAGGUUGCUGCUGUGGCCGAUAAUGACAUCUGUGGUGUCGGAGUGGCCUACAAUGCCAGGAUCGGAGGUGUGCGUAUGCUGGAUGGAGAAGUCACUGAUGUGGUGGAGGCUCAGUCUCUCAGUCUCAACCCACAACACAUUGACAUCUACAGCGCCAGUUGGGGACCCGAAGAUGACGGCAAAACUGUGGAUGGGCCUGCAAAAUUGGCCAAAGAGGCUUUCCAACGCGGCGUAAUAGAGGGCCGUGGUGGACGGGGCUCCAUCUUUGUGUGGGCUUCGGGGAACGGUGGCCGCAUGAAGGACAGCUGCAAUUGCGACGGCUACACCAAUAGCAUCUACACUCUGUCCAUCAGCAGCAGUACGCAAAACGGCAACGUGCCCUGGUACAGCGAGGCCUGCUCAUCCACCCUCGCCUCAACCUACAGCAGCGGAGGCGUCAAUGAGAAACAGAUUGUCACUACAGACCUCAGGCAGAAGUGCACAGACUCCCACACCGGCACCUCGGCUUCAGCCCCUCUGGCAGCAGGAAUCAUCGCCCUCGCCCUGGAGGCCAAUAAAAAUCUAACCUGGAGGGACAUGCAGCAUCUGGUUGUGAGGACGUCCAACCCUGCCCACCUCACCACCAAUGACUGGAAGAUAAAUGGAGUGGGUCGGCGAGUAAGCCAUUCUUAUGGAUAUGGUCUGCUGGACGCUGGGGCCAUUGUAGCCUUAGCAAAGAACUGGACAAAUGUGGGACCUCAGCAUAAAUGUGUCCUUUCCCUGGUGUCUGAGCCCAGGAAUAUCGGGAGUUAUUUGGUCAUCAACAAGACUGUGGAUGCGUGUACUGGGAUGGCCAACUUUGUGAGCUCAUUAGAGCAUGUUCAAGCGCAGCUGACACUGUCCUACAACCGCAGAGGAAACCUGGCCAUCUAUCUGAUCAGCCCACAGGGGACCCGCUCCACACUGCUUCCUCCCAG
Molecule: messenger RNA, 1986 nt
Organism: Danio rerio (zebrafish)
Lineage: Eukaryota; Metazoa; Chordata; Actinopteri; Cypriniformes; Danionidae
Gene: furina
Product: furin (paired basic amino acid cleaving enzyme) a
Biological process (GO): proteolysis
Cellular component (GO): Golgi apparatus; plasma membrane; membrane
Molecular function (GO): serine-type endopeptidase activity; serine-type peptidase activity
Source: RefSeq, marked provisional